GAGGAGACUGGAGUUCAUAUUCAGCAUUGAACAACUUGCAGUUCUUCUCAGAGGUAGUCUUAUUUGCCUAGAGAGGGCGAGACUGUGAAAGACUGAGUUUGUCACCAGCAACCUGUAGGAGAUGCUGCAGUGCAGGUCUAUACUCCUUGACUGAGGCCUUUUUGCCAACUUCAUGAGAUUAAAUCACCCUCUGAUUGUGGGUGUCUCUCUCUCUUAUGUAGUACCUCUUGAUUUUUUUCCAAGCUGGACUUAAAUGCCUAUAGGUUGAUUAACAGGCUUUCAAACUGGUCUGUGAUCCAACAAAAGGCUAAACGAUCUAGACUGCAUACCCCUGGUUCUAAGUGCAUCUUGCUGAGCCAGCUGGCCUGGAUUUUCUUUCUUGGUGUAGAACUCUGAGGAAUAGAGCAUCCACUUCUGGAUCGAACAAGGCUGCUUCUCUUCAGGAAGAUGGUAUACAUACAUCUGCUGAAAGUGGAGGGGUGAACUUGACAGUCCAUAGUACAAGACAGAUUAUACUCCAUGUCUACUUCUUGAGCUACAUGUCCCACAUUAUAAUGGAAUCCAGUGAGGAAAAUGUUUGGAAACUUUGUGAAUACAUCAGAAGCUAUGAUCAAUACCCUUUAGAAGAAUUUUAUGCUGUUUUCAUAUCCAAUGAGAGAAGGAUGAUACCGCUCUGGAAGCAGCAGUCAGGAUGUGGAGAUGAACCUGUAGUUUGGGAUUACCAUGUUAUUUUACUUCAUGUUGCAAGUGGAGACCAGAACUUCAUUUAUGAUCUUGACACAGUGUUGCCAUUUCCAUGUCCAUUUGACACUUACAUUGAGGAGGCUUUUAAAUCAGAUGAUAUUCUUCUUCCAGGAUUUAGAAGAAAAAUCAGACUGAUUCGAGCAGAUUUGUAUCUGAAGACAUUUGCUUCUGACCGAUCUCACAUGAAAGAUGCCAGUGGACACUGGCAGAAGCCUCCUCCUUCCUACCCUUGCAUUGAAACUGCAGAUACACAGCUGCUCCUCUGCAACCUUUACCUAAUGAGGCAUUGGUUCAAUAAUGACUCAGAAGGCAGAGGACAGCCUACAGCCAUUACCAAUAUAACUUCCUGUACCAUUUGCAAGAUUGUCAACUUUAAUGAUUUUAUCACAAGCCUCAUGAUAUUUCCAUUACAACCCCAGCUUAAUUAAUUAAAGUUGGAAUCAGGAGAUUGUAUGAGAAUCUCACUUUCAAUUUUUAAAAAUUAAAGUUUCUAAUCCUGAUCGUUACCUAACUGCAGAUUCUCUCCCGCUGCUCUGAUCAUGUCUCCAGAGCCUCCCUUUUCUUGAAUCUCAGUACUUGGCUUCCAGUAGUCUAUAUGCUGCACAGUCAAACUUCCCACUUUCAAAGAGUAACCUUUGAGUGGACUAGAGUUUACUUCACUGCCCUUCUCCUAAUGC
This is a messenger RNA of Mauremys mutica (yellowpond turtle), 1421 nucleotides long. RefSeq names its product N-terminal glutamine amidase 1 (gene NTAQ1). The transcript has 6 exons. Gene Ontology annotation, molecular function: protein-N-terminal asparagine amidohydrolase activity; protein-N-terminal glutamine amidohydrolase activity. The coding region runs from base 540 to 1172 and encodes 210 amino acids. Lineage: Eukaryota; Metazoa; Chordata; Testudines; Geoemydidae. The record is from RefSeq and is a predicted model, not a curated record. Gene Ontology annotation, cellular component: cytosol; nucleus.